Aspergillus saccharolyticus JOP 1030-1 is the source of this 1400-nucleotide messenger RNA. Its product is annotated as ribonuclease III. The record is from RefSeq and is a predicted model, not a curated record. NCBI's taxonomy places the organism in Eukaryota, Fungi, Ascomycota, Eurotiomycetes, Eurotiales, Aspergillaceae. The transcript has 2 exons. Gene Ontology annotation, cellular component: nucleus. Gene Ontology annotation, biological process: primary miRNA processing; rRNA processing; regulation of gene expression. The coding region runs from base 20 to 1075 and encodes 351 amino acids. Gene Ontology annotation, molecular function: double-stranded RNA binding; ribonuclease III activity.
CCUUUCCUCAAAUUCUGACAUGCCUUCGAAAAGAAAGUCCGUCUUCUCACCAUUAUACGAUAGGGAUGGCAAGAAGCUCAAGCAUAACGCAUUCCAAUGUGCCUCGACUCAAACCUCCUCUCAUGGAGUACAUCAAGAUGAAGCACUUUCCGUUCUGAGGAAUAUGGUUCGCAAUAUUAUUGACAAUCGCAGGACGACAAUACUUAAGGAUAGUCAAACAUCUUCGCAUAUUAUGCGGCUUUUGACCGAGUUGGACGUUGCUCUAUGUCGCGCAGGAGUCCAUGUCCCGUCUUUUCCCACUGCAGGAAAUCAGAAGCCCCGGAUCGCCGGGGGCACUCAACAGUCUCAGCUUCCUGAUUUACCUCCAAUCUCGGAUGACAGCCUUAGAAGUGCAGUUUUUACGCAUCCAGGCAUGAAUAAUGACCUCAGAGCCACAUAUGAUCGACUCGAAGUUCUAGGAGACGCCUACAUAGAAGUCAUAUCCACUAGGCUCAUUUGGGAUAGGUUUCAGGAUAUAUCCUCUGGUCGGAUAUCGCAAAUUCGCGAGAUACUUGUAAAGAAUGAGACUCUAGCCGAAUUUGCAACUAGGUAUGAGAUGGACAACAAAGCUUCAGUGCCGUCGCAGUACGCAGAUCAACCAAAAAGAUGGACAAAAACACAGGCGGAUAUCUUUGAGGCAUAUGUUGCGGGGCUGAUCCUAUCUGAUCCUGUCGAUGGUUACGCUACAGCCGAACAAUGGUUGACGAAAUUGUGGAUGCCGAUGCUUGAUCGACUUGGUGACCAGAAGUCUACUUUGGAUGCCAAGGAAGCGCUUGCCAAAAAGAUCAUGGGGAAGGGUGUCAAGCUUCACUAUACCGAUGAACGCCCUCCAUCGCGACAAGGAAAGGGGGCGCAAACAUUUUAUGUUGGGGUAUAUCUCACUGGCUGGGGUUGGACCAACAAGCAUCUCGGUUCUGGCCAGGGUACUAACAAAGCCAUUGCGGGGGAUGAGGCGGCUCGACAGGCCUUACGUAAUGCCUCACUGAUUGAUAAAAUCGUGGAUAUGAAGAAAGCAGAUGCGCUUCCCAGACCUUGAGAAACCAUUUGACCUCAAUCAUUACAGUUCAAUCUCUCCCGGUCUUUCUGCUCGGUCCUAGAUGAGACCGCGGAGCACCGUACCUCAUCUCGUUACACCUAACUGAAAGAUGUUGUUGUCAUAUAGGUCUCCAAUGAGAGUACUAUCAAACAUUUUGUUGGUCAUACAAUAGCAUACUUGCAGGAUACCCAGCGAUGUAUCUAGGGUCAAUCAUCUCUGAGAGCAUGCUGUAGAGUACCAAACACAUAUCGCUCAACUUUUGCGUGAUUCAUACUUUUCUGAAUUUGGGGUAAUUGCUAGGAAAUUACAAGCGAAAAUAAAUGUU